ACUAGUCUGAAAUGAAAGCCUAUGAAGGCGCGAAAUCCAAUAUGGCGCUGUCCACAUCCUUUCACGAGGUUCUUAUUUUGAGAGGGGAAACACAUCGUUGGAAAGAUCUCACAAUAAAUUCAGGUGGAACGCAAGGUGUCCUUCAAGACGUCAAUGUCGCGGAUAGCGCAGGGGGAUUCGCCUACAAGGACAGUCACAAGGUCAACAGUGCCACCGCUAACAGGUUCAUCUACUGGCGCACUUCUCAGAAUCGUGUAGAACUGGUGGAGAGCUCCCUCAAUCACAAUCUCCAUGGCAACGCCCUGCGUCUCAACUUCCAGGGCUCCCCCAUCAUUCCAAGAGUGUCGAUCCACGAGACCCAUUCACACGUUGUGGUUCUGAUCGCUACGUUCACAUCGGUUCAUCGUCUGCCGUUCCCCCAUCCCAACAAAUUGAAUAAACAGGAUUCCAACAACCAGUUCACAAGCUUUGAUCUAACCUCCAUCUUUGCCGACGCCUCCGUGACGAACUUCCGGGAUGCGUCUAACAUCCACGAGAUCGUACAAGGCGGAGCUCAGACCUAUGAGUUCCAGGCAUGCGGGUCAUGGAUGACCGGGGAUGGAGAGGCCUGGUUCGCUCUCUCGGUACGCAGCGGUAGCCUGGUCUUGGUCAAGAUGGCCCCGCUUGGCUUGAGAGGUAUUACAACACAGAAUGAAGUCAAAGAGUCCUCUAUCAUGGAAAGGUUGUGGACUGGUCUCGUCCCAGUCGCCAUCAGGAGAGGCCAAGAUGCCAUGUAUCUGGCCCAGAGUGUGGCUGUUCGACCCCUAGGCCAGGACAUGAUGGCUUUCAGUGUAUCUAGAGACCACAAGCUAAGGAUCUGGUCAUGCAAGACCUUGAACUGCCUGAUCACCAGUGACCUGACCAGCUUCCUGCCAGAGGGCAUGAUGGGAUUAGACGAGCAGCCUAUCCUCCGUCACGAGAUCCGCGUGAUCCAGGGUUCAACGCCCUCUAGUCUGACCCUCAGUAUCUACUUAACAAUCUCACAACUUUCACUGUUCCUGAUCUUGGAGCAGCAGUGGCAGGAUGGUCAGUGCCGUCUGUAUCAUGUGACCACGCUGGAUGAUGUCAAGGGUCAAACACUUGUUGACUUCACAAUGACUGGUUCCCAUGUCGUUGCCAUGUGGGGCUUAGCUGAUGGUGGCACAGUAGUGAAGACGACAUGCUAUUCAAAGCAAUGCCAAGAAGGAUGGCAGCCGGUCUACCUGGAAACUGACCAGCUGACCAGUGUCCAAGUUCCAGCUUUUCUUGACCCUCGGGAGGCGUACCUGGAUCACAUCUUCAAACCCGGCAGGUUCUCGGUUCAAACCAUCCUCAGAGCCCUUCAUACAUACAGUCGUUCCGCCGGGGCUGACCUAGGGACCCUGAUGGACGUUGACCUGCCUGAUCCUUCCAUCCUGCGACAAGAUGCCUCCAUCGUCGUGGAAACAGAGAUACAGCAGAGAGUCGGGGGAGGGGAAGUCUCCCAGGGGGAGUACAGACAGCUGGUGGAACAGAGCAUGAGCAAGUUUCUAGCCUGCUGCGUGGAGUAUCAUCAAGUUGCCAACAAGCCGUUAGGAUUGUUCUUGGAUUGUAACACUCACAUGCCGUGCCUUAUUAAAAGAAACUUAUUGUCUGUGCUUCAACCGGUUGGCCUGCUUGAGGACCUUCACAUGGGGGUCAAGCGCACUUUCAGUAUGGACGACCUCGGAGUGGAGCUGUCUGAUGAGGACCCCACCAUUCUCCAGGACAUGCAAUCGCUCCAGGAAUGCAUCCAUCUCCUCUCAUCCUCCUCCUCGGUCGCCAUGGAGAUGCAAGGCUUCACCGACUCGCUGAUGCAGCUCGAGAGACCGGUGGAUGUCGCCCAGAAGCUGGCCAGCAAACUCCUCAUGCAGGAUGGUCCUCAAAACCAGGCUGUUCGGGAGCAGGUUACACAAGCACUCGGUAGAAUCAUGGAUCCAACGGGAGUCUUCCGAACAGUUCUGCAUCUUGUCGAUGUAGCAGGGGGCGAGCCAGGGAAUCUGCUAGCUGAACUGGGUGCAGAUGUUCUCCACGGUCCCACACACCACACUCUGAGUAGUGAUCUGUCUGUGGUCUGCCUGGCUGCUAGCUUCACAAGGUUCGCCCAACUGAGGCUAGAAUUCAUGCAGAUUCUUCUGGUUCUCGAGUGUCUGAUACUGAGACUAGAAUCACAGCUCCCAUGGACCGCUGAAUGCACCAAGAAGUUAACCUGUGAUGUGAUACCAGAGACAUGCACCAUUCUGCAAGCCUACCAUUCUCUAGUAUGGCUCUCCACAUGUAUAUCCAGCCCUGUACAAACAAAGACUGUGGAAUUCCAUCUCAGACAGAUGGCAGUGCUUGAAAUCUCCACCAACAGUCCCUCCCACCUGACGGGCCAGACCUCCCCAUCUUCAUCAUCGACUAGUCCACCUUCACCCACCCUAGUGGAGCUGUUUCUGCAGGGGAGUGGAGGGGGCUAUGUCCGUUCCAUUCUGGCCAAGAGGGCAAACAGGAGAGCGGAGGGACUGCAGAACUGGGGAAAGUUGUACCCCGCUGCGAUGAAGGCGAUUGCUCAGUUGAUUUGGCCAAUCAGUGCUAACUUCCUGUUUGCGGAGUACCUGAUGAUGAAGUGCCAGUAUACUCAACUUCAGGGUUACAUUCGUCUCCUGUCGCCGUGGUGCGAGUGGAACGCUGCGUCCCGUCAGUUCCUCCUGGCUCACUGCUACCUCAACACCGGUGAGCCCGUCAAGGCCCUGGGGUGCUUCCAGGAGGCCAGCCAGAGGAUCGGUGCCGAGGAUUUCCUGCUGAACAGGCUCCUCAGGACCACGGAACUACAGGGAAAGAAACUUGAGACUCUCUAUCACCUCAAGGUGAUUGGUCUGUUAGAGCAGUUUGAAUUGAGAGAGCUUGUAAUCUCUCUGGCUAAAACAGCCCUCAGCGCCGCUGACAUAGAUGACCCAAAUUUGCCGACUCUUUGGGUGAAAAUCUUCAAGUACCAUCUAGAGCUGUGUCACAACGAUGAGGCCUACUCAGCUAUGACCUCUAACCCCGACCCUGAAAGACGGAGGGACUGUUUACGUCAGUUUGUAGUGGUGUUAUGUGAACAGAAACAGAUGAAACAGCUCUGUCAAUAUCCCUACAUAGAUCUUCAUGAUGAGAUUGUGAGCAUCAUAGAGUCAAGAGCUAGGUCUGUGGAUCUACUGACCAUCAACUACUAUGAUCUACUCUUUGCUUUUCAUACCAUCAGAGGAAACUAUCGACAGGCUGGCAGCGUGAUGUACGAGCAAGCGACCCGGCUCGCUCAAGAGGUCAUCGGUGCGGACAGUCUGAACAGACAAGCGUGCUGCUACCUCGCCGCCAUGAACUCACUCAGAUUACUGCAUCCGGACAAUGCUUGGAUUAUCAAGCCUGCAGUCAGCGAAAUGGAGGGCGUUAAAACUGAAGACAUGAAUGGAGCAUCGCCCAAGAGAGACUAUGAAGGCACCCCUCUCGAUGAACCAGUUCCGAGGCGCCGAGUUGACGUUCUGGAGCUAGGGGACUUGGAGAAAGAGUAUCAGUUGACGUCCGCAAGGCUCAAACUAGCCAAUCACCAGCCUGAUAUGGUUCAUGUGACAACAUCUCGGAUGUCGGUUGAUGAAACAGUGAGUUUCUUGGUUCAGAGUGGCCUAUAUGACACAGCUAUCGAUGUCUGCAGGACAUUCAGAUUGCCUCUUACUCCCGUGUUCGAGAACCUGGCUCAUAGAUGUGUGAAACUAUCCCGUAAUGGGGCUGACAGCGAGACCUGGAAGUGGCUGGCCGCUAAUGACAUCGGCUCCCUCAACCUGGGCCGAGAAGCUACAGCUGCUGAGUUAGCCUGGCACCUUCUUCAGACGUAUCUAGAGAGGUACGACCAGAAGGGAGAUCAUCUGCACUUCAAGACAGUGAUCAAGAAACUACUUUCUCUAGGCUUCCAGCUACCACAGUGGAUCAUCAACUCAUACAAGAAACUUGACCCUGGCAACCUGUUGCUGCUCUACAUAACCUUUGACCUUUUGGAAGAAGCUGCCAAUUUAGGCAUCGAGUUCAUUGAUGCGAUCCUCGGCAAAGGAGUGGAGUACUUUGGCCUCAAGAACCCGAUCCGCCCCACGUCUCCCAGUGUAUGGCUUCCCUACCAGCAGCUAGACCAUCUCCUCAAGGCCCUGAAGGAGACCAGGAACGAUCCAGAACUCAUACGGCUUCACAAUCUCCUGAAUGGCAGGCUGGAGGAAUAUCAGCACUACGCUGGACAGAUCUCGAAAGAAAUGAUCGCCAUCGCUCACAGAAAACAGCAGAUAUCACGCUAAACAAUCCUUAUUUUGAUGGUUUAAAAGUUUAUGGACAUGGGUAUCGACAGAAAUGAUCGCCAUCGCUCACAGAAAACAGCAGAUAUCACGCUAAAAAAUCCUUAUUUUGAUGGUUUA
Strongylocentrotus purpuratus (purple sea urchin) is the source of this 4454-nucleotide messenger RNA. RefSeq names its product nuclear pore complex protein Nup160. NCBI's taxonomy places the organism in Eukaryota, Metazoa, Echinodermata, Echinoidea, Camarodonta, Strongylocentrotidae. Gene Ontology annotation, cellular component: nuclear pore. The transcript has 33 exons. The record is from RefSeq and is a predicted model, not a curated record. Gene Ontology annotation, molecular function: structural constituent of nuclear pore. Bases 12 to 4337 code for a protein of 1441 amino acids.